GCCGCGGCAGGGAAGGGGCUUCUGCAUCGGGCAGACCUUGCAGAGAGCGGCGAGGACACUGAUUUAAUGAUGACCUCAGCCUGGCUCCUCUCCGCUGGUGUUACUGAGGCUCAGCCUUCCCAGGGACGGGCUUGGAAAGAAGGAAGUGCUUAUGAAUUUGAUCCAGUGUAAACAAGAAUGACAAAAUUGGAUAUCAGGAAUUACCUUGAAAGAAUAUACAAUGUACCAGUAGCUGCUGUGAGGACCAGGAUACAGUAUGGUGCAAACAACAAGAGGAAUCACAGGAAUCAGAGAGUGAAGAAGCCAGAUUACAAGGUCGCCUAUGUACAGCUGGGCCAAGGAAAAACCUUUCAGUUUCCCAACCUAUUUCCAGAGAAAGAACAAGACGCAGAAACUCGCUCUUUCGAUGACUUCAGGGAUAAAUUUAUGGAGAAAGAGAAGCAGAAGCAGGAAGGUGACCCCAAACGAGGUGGAGUCCCUCAUUGGUUUGGACUUUGAUGCAACAAGCCAGCUGCCUUUCUUUAGGCUCAGAGGGAUUUUGAUUAGCACAACUUGCGCUCUUCUUUUUUUGUAAUGACUGAAUGUUUAUUCUUGAGCACCCCUUGCUAGCAUGUCUCUUUUCUGGCUGUUUGUGCAUGCCUACAACAAAAUGGCCCUGAAGAAAUAAAAAGGUAAAAUAAAUCUGACUGCACCAGG
This is a messenger RNA of Cinclus cinclus, 696 nucleotides long. It is a transcript of the gene MRPL23, whose product is annotated as mitochondrial ribosomal protein L23. The transcript is spliced from 4 exons. The coding region runs from base 178 to 498 and encodes 106 amino acids. Gene Ontology annotation, biological process: mitochondrial translation. Gene Ontology annotation, molecular function: structural constituent of ribosome. Lineage: Eukaryota; Metazoa; Chordata; Aves; Passeriformes; Cinclidae. The record is from RefSeq and is a predicted model, not a curated record. Gene Ontology annotation, cellular component: mitochondrial large ribosomal subunit; ribosome.